This is a messenger RNA of Clupea harengus (Atlantic herring), 2988 nucleotides long. RefSeq names its product myosin light chain kinase family, member 4a (gene mylk4a). The record is from RefSeq and is a predicted model, not a curated record. Gene Ontology annotation, molecular function: protein kinase activity; ATP binding. Lineage: Eukaryota; Metazoa; Chordata; Actinopteri; Clupeiformes; Clupeidae. The transcript has 13 exons. Gene Ontology annotation, biological process: protein phosphorylation. The coding region runs from base 1 to 1584 and encodes 527 amino acids.
AUGGAGUCCACGAGUCCCUCCUGUUGCCUGAGCGCAGUGGACUUCAUCCUGGAGGUGCCCAAGCCACCUGUGGCUGAGCAGGAGAAAGUGUCAGAAGAGGAGAAGGAAACUAAAGAUGUGCCCCAGGAGGUGAAAGAGGCAAAAGAGGAGGAGAAGAAGAUGGAGGAGGUGAUCCCAGAGGUUGCAAAGGAGGAGGCUGAGAAGGAGAUCACAGGGGCACCUGAAAGUGAGGUGAAAGUGGAGGAGGAGCUUAUAGUGGAGAAGGAGCAGGAGGAAGCAACUCUGGAUGAAAGUGUCCCGGAGCCCGAAGAACCCGAGAGGGAGCCGUCACCUCAGACUGACCGUGGUGAUGCUCCUGCUGAGCCUGUCACUUUGCAGAGCUCCGAGGAGGUCGUGCUGGAGCAGGCAGAGGAAGUCAGCAUCAGCACCAAGCGGAGAGGCCCAGAGGAGGACCAGGAGGCAGAGGACCACAAGAAGAGUCGAGUUGAGGAGGGGAAGGAAGGGGAGCCGCCGGCAGAGCAAGAGGAGGAAGACCUGCGUGGCUACUUCAAAGCAGACGGAGUAGAGUUCGAGGUGAACUUCAAGAGGCAGAAACCAGAAGCCAACGACAAAGAUGACACUGAAGAAGAAGAACAGUACUUUUUUGACUCCCACCCGCCACCACCUGCUCCUUUUGGUCACCGGAUUGUGUCUGCAAAGCCAAACCAGAUCAACAACUUCUAUAGCAUCAACAGACAAGAAGUUCUUGGAGGAGGUCGUUUUGGUCAGGUGCACAAAUGCAUAGAGAAUUCUUCUGGACUCACCCUUGCAGCCAAGAUAAUCAAAGCCAGAAGUCCAAAAGAAAAGGAGAUGGUGAAAAAUGAGAUUCAAGUCAUGAAUCAGCUGGAUCAUGCCAAUCUAAUCCAGCUCUAUGCUGCAUAUGAGUCCAGGAAUGACAUCAUUCUUGUCCUAGAAUAUGUGGAUGGUGGUGAGCUGUUUGACAGGAUCAUUGAUGAGAACUACACUCUGACAGAGCUUGACACAGUGAUGUUCAUCAGGCAGAUCUGUGAGGGACUACGCCACAUGCACAAAAUGUACUUCCUCCAUCUGGAUCUGAAGCCUGAGAACAUUCUCUGUGUCAGCCGAGUCACAAACAAGAUCAAGAUCAUUGACUUUGGGCUAGCUAAGAAAUAUAACCCCAGAGAGAAGUUACGAGUGAAUUUUGGCACACCUGAAUUCUUGGCUCCCGAGGUGAUUAACUACGAGUUUGUCUCGUUCAACACAGACAUGUGGAGCUUGGGAGUCAUCACGUACAUGCUCCUCAGUGGUCUGUCCCCGUUCCUUGGAGACGAUGAUAGUCAGACUCUUAAUAACAUUCUCCAAUGCCAGUGGAACUUUGAGGAAGACGAGUUCAAUAGCAUAUCAGAGGAGGCCAAGGACUUCAUCUCUAAACUUCUUCUCAUCAACAAAAGUUGGCGGAUAGGUGCUGCGGAGGCUCUCAGACACCCAUGGUUGUCAGAUCCAGCCGUCCAUCACCGCCUUCAUGAAAAGAAGAACAUGUGCCGCUCACGCCGGGGCUCAUGUCUGCCUCCUCCUGAGAGCUAAUGUCUUUGGAGAAAUACAGUGGCUCACUGGACCAAUCUGCUGUAGAUCGUCAGUCAUGUACAUCAGUAGGAUUGUAGCACAUUACCCAACCUGAUUGCUUGGACAGCCACUGAUUUGAUUAACAUUCAUAUUCACAGACCACAAUGAACAUUUUAGCUGUAUAGUACUCACAUGUAUAGUAUCACAAAUCCUGAAAGUUAUGAGUCUACGAUUGAGUAUGGUCUCGACUCAUCUAUCUGUUAUGUGUUGUGUUUUGUGUGUGUUGUGGGAUUUGGACUGAAAGUAAUGUCCUAUCAGUCAUUUAUUAAUCUUGUUCUAUGAAGAGUAGUGGUAGUAGUAGUAGUUGUAACAAAACAAAACUAAAUAAAACAAAACAAUGAUAAUAAUAAUAAUAAUAAUAAAAAUAGUUCCAUGGUGAUACUAACUGUGGCUGUAAAGUAGUUUAGAUAAUAAUACACAUAUUUUGUUUUAGCCUUUAACUGAACAGCAUAGAAGUGUGAAUGGAUAUUUGAACAUCAGUCAUUGGACCGAUAUUUAGAGAUUGAUAAAAACUGAAAAUAGCAAUGACAUUGUAAGGUGGUGACACUUCAGUCAGUGAUGAGGCCAUUUUCUUUCUGUCUUAGCAGUUUGGUUGUAGAUUUCUGUACAAGCUACCUGAGGACAUUUUGUAAAUAUAUUUUUGUUGUUGUUAUUUUUGUUUGUUGUUUUGAGUACAUUUCCCUUGUCCUCUACUACCCUUGUUCCUUGUGGUCCUCCUUAGGUUGUCUUUAUAUCUUACAGCAGUAGUACUGAACAUUGCUUCCACACAAGUACAAUAUAUUAUUACUAUCUUGCAAUCUAUGGUUGCCAUUACUAUGAGCAUUUAGGGACAUUUAGAGAAUAUGAGCCCAGGAAAUCAAUUUCACGGAUAAUAUGUCACAUUGUAUGCCUGUUUUGAUUAAAUGUAUUUUCAAUCUCUGUGUUUGACCCCAGAUAUGUCAGAUUAGUUUUUCCUGGUAAAUUGUCUUUGUAGUAGUGCUAUUCACUGAGGUUUUUCUGAGCAGAAAUAAUGAUAAUAUUGUUUAAGUACAGAAAUGAAAAGGAUCUCUAUAUUGCUCAAUGCUUGAACUGAACUAUGGGGGUGUGGGGUGUUUGACAAUGUGAAGGAAUUAACAGAUUUAGGAUGUUUUGUUGUUGACAUAAGCUGUGGUCUGUGCACUUUAUUAUGUUAUUUUUUAACACUUUACAGAUAAUCCUAAAUAACACGGAUCUUAUAUUUAGAAACACAUAGCUAGUAUAUUUAUAUUAAAGUAUAUUUUAUAGGCCUGAUGCCCUGUUACUUUCUACAUAGAAAACCCUGUGUGUACAGAAUAAGGGAGAAAAAAAAAAAGAUUUUUACUUUAUAUUAAAAUUAUUCAAGUCUUA